AUGAAGAUAAUAUCGGUACUAGAUCUGGGGCUCUCCCUCCUCAUCCCAAUCCUUAUCCUCCUUCACCUCUUCAUCGCCCCGUACACCAAGGUUGAAGAGUCUUUCAACAUUCAGGCUACCCACGAUGUUCUAGUCUACGGAACACCACUUCAAAAUGCCUAUCACAAGCUAUCGCAGGCAUAUGACCAUUUCACCUUUCCCGGUGCCGUGCCCCGAACCUUCGUUGGCCCCGUCGUCUUGGCAGGACUCGGACAACCCAUCGUCAACCUCAUCGGCUUCGACCAUGCCCAAAGUAUUGUGAGAGGAAUGCUAGGUCUCGCCAACGCGGCUGCCCUUAUUUUUUUCGCGCGGAACUUUAGACGUGCCUACGGACGUCCGGCAGCUAGGUGGUAUCUGCUUUUGCAGGCCAGCCAGUUCCAUGUCAUCUUUUACGCGUCGAGGACCUUGCCGAACAUGUUUGCUUUUGGGCUAACCACGACCGCCACCGCACUCCUCCUCCCAAGCCCGCAGUCCCCAGAGCUCAUCCACCGCCGCCACCGCUCGGCCAUCUCCCUCCUCGUCAUGGCCGGCAUCAUCUUUCGCUCCGAAGUUGCUCUCCUCCUCUUCACCACCAUCUUCCACCUCCUCUUCGUCGUUCCAUCCACCUCUCUGGAACGCAUCAUCCCGCACUUCAUCGUCGCCGUCAUCGUAUCUCUCAUCAUGACCGUGCCUUUGGACUCCUACUUUUGGCAGAAGCCUCUUUGGCCGGAGCUCUGGGGCUUCUACUUCAACGCUGUGAAAGGCAACUCCAGCGAGUGGGGCACCUCUCCAUGUUACUACUACUUCGUCUCUGCCAUCCCGAGACUGCUUGUCAAUCCGCUUACCUGGGGCUUGAUGAUCCCUGUAGCGUGGAAGCAGCCGGCUAUCAGGCCGGCAGUGAAGGGAUUAUUGGUGCCGAGUCUGUUGUUUGUGGCGAUUUACUCGCUGCAGCCGCACAAGGAGGCUCGUUUCGUCUUUUACGUGGUUCCUUCGCUUACCGGUGCUGCGGCCUUGGGAGCGGAUUGGAUCGCUAGGAGAAGCUUCAAGGCGGGGAAGACGGCUGCUAUCUUGACCUGGGGUGUCCUCCUAGGAUCGAUCGCGGUAUCCUUUGUCGCCAGCACGGGCAUGUUGCUGGUCUCCUCGCUCAACUAUCCCGGUGGUGAAGCGCUCGCGUACUUGCGCGAUACCGUACAGGCAGAGGUUGCUGCGUCUAGUUCAUCCUCGGCUGUUGUGCCCGUUCAUGCCGAUGUCCUGUCUUGCAUGACGGGUGUCACGCUGUUCGGGACGGCUACGGGAUAUGCUUCGGCUGUUCCUAGCAAGGGCAAGAUUGUCAGGAAGAGUCCCGGCAGUAGUGUGGUCCUUUCGCUGGACAAGACUGAGGACGACUCUGUCCUUGCCCAAGAGGAGUUUUGGAAACGGUUCGAUUACGUUUUGGCGGAGGAUACUACGAAGGUUAAAGGUGAUGACUGGGAGACUGUCAGUGUGGUCAAUGGAUAUGGUGGGAUUGAGAUCCUCUUAGACGGCUCUGCCCAGUGCGAUAAAUCGAAGGAAGACAUUCCUGUGGUUGGAAAGGGAGUCUCAGUCGAACGAUGGAGAAAUCGCGUGAAAGCAAUCACGGGAGGGAAAUGGGUUGGCCCAAAGAUGGUCCCUAGGAUAUACAUAUUGAGGAGGGUCAAGCAUGUCAAGAGGGCCAGGGAAACGGUCGAUGUUUAA
Molecule: messenger RNA, 1731 nt
Organism: Sordaria macrospora k-hell
Lineage: Eukaryota; Fungi; Ascomycota; Sordariomycetes; Sordariales; Sordariaceae
Biological process (GO): protein N-linked glycosylation
Cellular component (GO): endoplasmic reticulum membrane
Molecular function (GO): alpha-1,6-mannosyltransferase activity
Source: RefSeq, a predicted model, not a curated record